AUGUCGUCCAUAAAAGAGAAAGGGAAGACAUGUGACGAUGGAUCAAGAACUGAUGGUGGUGGUGAAGAUCGCGCUGGUGGUAGUAGUGGGGUUGCUUUUGUUUAUGUCUUGUCAAGUUUAGCAACACUCGGAGGAUUAUUGUUUGGCUAUGAUACGGGGAUAGUUUCAGGAUCCAUGCUGUUAAUUAAACCAUACUUUAAACUAAAUACACUAUGGACGGAAGCCGUUGUGAGUGGAACGAUAGGAGCGGCAGCCGUAUCAUCCAUAUUCGCUGGCAUCUGCACAGACGUUAUAGGAAGAAAGAAAACAAUCAUGGCCGCCAGUGUUAUAUUCGCAGCUGGGGCUGUUGUCAUGGCGAUUGCACCAACUACUAUUGUAUUAUUAGUAGGGAGAAUAAUUGUUGGAGUGGGAAUAGGUUUCGCCUCUAUGUCCGUGCCUGUGUAUGUAGCCGAGGCAGCACCCGCUGAUAUUAGAGGGAGAUUAGUUACGUUAAAUCAACUGUUUAUCUGUAUCGGUAUUCUCGUCUCUAGUAUUAUAGCUGGUAGCUUGAGUUCACUAAAACAAACUGGUUGGAGAUAUAUGUUGGGUUUAGGUGGCGUACCAGCGGUCAUACAGUUCAUAGGUUUUAUAUUUCUACCAGAAAGUCCAAGGUGGCUGGUGGGUAAAGGCCGAGAAGAGGAAGCCAGACAAGUUCUCGUGAAAAUACGAAACACUCAAAACGUGAAGAUUGAAUUAGAGGAAAUAAAAGAAGUUGUUGAGAGGGACAACAAAAUAAAAGAAGAAGGUAAUAUUGAUGAUUGAGAUCUAUAGAAACAAUUGUCUAGUUUUGGCCGCAUUAUAAAAACGCCACACGUAUUAAAGGCUUCGUUAAUUGGUUCAGCUUUGAUGUUAUUUCAACAAUUAACAGGAAUUAACACUGUCAUUUAUUACAGUGCUACCAUAUUACGUAUGGCAGGGUUCGGUGUGGAUCAAGCGAUCUGGUUAGCGGUCAUACCAAAUGCUGUACUGUUUGUGGCUACAUUUCUAGGUCUCUGGUUGGUAGAAAAAUUGGGACGGAAACUUCUUCUGUUGAUCAGUUUAGGAGGUGUUGGAUUAUCUCUAGCAGUAUUAGCUGUAGCUUUUCAACUAGCAGCUUUUAAUUCACCACCUAUAAACAUAACAGAAGUGUUCACUGAUGGCUUAUAUAAUGGCUCCUCAAUUGUGAAUCGUGUAUAG
Messenger RNA from Patella vulgata (common limpet), 1215 nucleotides. Its product is annotated as proton myo-inositol cotransporter-like. Gene Ontology annotation, molecular function: myo-inositol:proton symporter activity. Gene Ontology annotation, cellular component: membrane. The record is from RefSeq and is a predicted model, not a curated record. The transcript has 7 exons. Gene Ontology annotation, biological process: transmembrane transport. Lineage: Eukaryota; Metazoa; Mollusca; Gastropoda; Patellidae.